Polypterus senegalus (gray bichir) is the source of this 7319-nucleotide messenger RNA. RefSeq names its product RIC1 homolog, RAB6A GEF complex partner 1 (gene ric1). Gene Ontology annotation, molecular function: protein binding. Gene Ontology annotation, cellular component: cytosol; Ric1-Rgp1 guanyl-nucleotide exchange factor complex; Golgi membrane. The coding region runs from base 376 to 4623 and encodes 1415 amino acids. Gene Ontology annotation, biological process: retrograde transport, endosome to Golgi; intracellular protein transport. The transcript has 26 exons. The record is from RefSeq and is a predicted model, not a curated record. Lineage: Eukaryota; Metazoa; Chordata; Cladistia; Polypteriformes; Polypteridae.
ACGGCUGAAGAUGGCGGCUGUGAGAGCGCAGCUGGAAGGGCUCGGAUUAUUCUUUCAUAACAAUCACAGUUACGAGACGGUGCAGUGCAACAACACUAAAGAGGAGGCAAAGGCGAAGACAACAACGGCAGUCGAGCGGGUGGCAUUGUACGGGGAUGUGAUUGUGUGCUGAGCUGGGAGUCUGCUGCUGCCGACUAGGGGUACCGUCUCAAGAGGAGGAGGAGACGGCGCGGCGGCAGUGCUUAGUCGUGAGAAGCGUAUUUUUCUUUUUUACGAGGGACCGGAUUCCCGAAAGCAAAACUAAAUAUACAUCAAUCGAAAGGGGACCCCAAGAGGUAGUGUGUCGCUAACGGGGAUCCCACUGGAGAUUAAGCCAUGUAUUUUCUGGCUGGCUGGCCCAGGAGGCUCCUGUGUCCUCUGAGAAGUGAAGAGAAACCCUUUCACAUCCAGCCGGACUCACAGAGACUUCUCUUCGCAGUUCUGUCGUGCUCCCAGAUCAGCAUCUGGCAUUGUCGGCCCAGUGUUCUCAUAGUAAGCUACAAAGAGUCUGCAAAAGCGAUUUCUCAGUUUGGGUUCUAUCAGCAAGUGGAAUGGAAGCCAGACAGCCGGAGAAUAGCUGUGGCGACAGCAAAUGGUUAUGUGUUGCUCUUCAGUAUCUUGCCUGCUGGAGAAGACAAAUAUCUUUAUGAACCUCUGUAUCCCAAAGGCAGCUCUCGUGUGAAAUUGACACCAGGCUACAAAGAAGAACAAUGUGCUCCAAUGUUAAGUGUAGAAAUGAAGACAGUUAUUGAUUUACAAGCACCUAUCACAAGUUUGCAGUCAAUGCAUGAUGAUUUAAUGGUAUCCACUUCUGAUGGACUGCUUCAUCUCCUGCACUGGGAAGGCAUCACAAAUGGCAGAAAGGCCAUCAAUCUCUGCACCGUUCCUAUUUCUGCAGACUUGCAGUCAUCACGUGGUCCUUCACUAGACUUUGAGGGUGUGCAUGUUAGGGACAUGGAAUACUGCAUAACCCUUGAUGGAUUCGCUGUUGUUUUUAAUGAUGGCCGUGUAGGGUUUAUAACACCAAUGUCAAGCAGAUUUACUGCAGAGCAACUCCAGGGUGUUUGGGCACAGGAUGUAACAGAUGGCACAUGUGUAGCCAUAAACAACAAGUACAGGUUGAUGGCUUUUGGAUGUGCAAGUGGGUCUGUUUUAGUAUAUUCAAUUGAUGCAACUACGGGAUCCAUGCAGUUGUCUCACAAACUGGAGUUAACUCCAAAACACUACCCUGACAUAUGGAAUAAAACUGGUGCUGUAAAGUUAAUUCGGUGGUCUCCAGACUGUAGUGUUGUUAUGGUUACCUGGGAAUUCGGUGGUCUUUCUUUGUGGAGUGUCUUUGGUGCUCCCCUCAUCUGCACCCUGGGUGAAGAUUUUGCUUACCGGCCUGAUGGUACAAAGAAAGACCCCAUUAAGAUUGAUUCCAUGUGCUGGGGAGCAGAAGGCUACCACCUGUGGGUCGUCACUAGUGACAGCUUUCAUCUUUUUGACAACAGGCCAGAAAAUAAAGGCACAGUGCAGCAGUCUGACAUGCUGCAAUUCCAGUUCAUUAAAAGCGCCUUAACCAUGAAUCCUUGUAUGAGUAACCAGGAGCAGGUGCUGCUGCAAGGGGAGGAUCGCUUGUAUCUGACCUGUGGAGAUCCUGCUCAGAGUGCUGGUGCAGAUCAGAGGCCUUUCAGGGAGAGGAGUUCGCCCUCCAAUUCCAUUUCAUUAUCUCAGGGGCUAAGCACUUUAUUAGGGCACCGGCAUUGGCAUGUUGUGCAGAUGCACAGCACAUAUCUUGAGAGUAAUUGGCCAAUACGGUAUGCAUCCAUAGACACACAAGGUCAGUGUGUUGCAGUGGCUGGAAGGUUUGGUUUUGCACACUAUUCUCUGUUCACAAGAAAAUGGAAACUGUUUGGAAACAUCACCCAGGAACAGAAUAUGGUGGUUACUGGAGGAUUAGCAUGGUGGAAUGACUUUAUUGUUAUUGCCUGUUACAAUUUCAUUGAUCGACAAGAAGAGCUAAGGCUGUACUUGAGGUCAUCUAAUCUGGAUAAUGCAUUUGCCAGCAUCACAAAAUUGCAUUCAGAAACACUGCUGUUAAAUGUCUUCCGGGACAUAGUUAUUUUAUUCAGAGCUGACUGCUCUAUAUGCCUUUAUAGUAUUGAGAGGAAUAAUGACAGUCCUAACCCAACUGCCAGUGUUGAACUUCUUCAAGAGGUAUCCAUGUCUCGCUACAUUCCCCACCCAUCACUUGUCGUUUCUGUGACCCUGACGUCUGUGAGGACUGAGACAGGGAUCACACUGAAAGCACCGCAGCAGGCAUGUGCAGCAGAAAGCAUCAUGUUGAAUCUCAGCGGACAGCUAAUCAUGAUGCAGAGAGAUCGCUCAGGGCCCCAGGUUCGAGAAAAAGAGAGCCUCUUGAAUCAGAAAAAACUGCUUCCUUUUAGUGCUCCUGUUGUACUUGCCCAGUGUGUUGAGAACGUGUGGACAACCUGGAGGUCCAGUAAACAAAAGCGCCACCUCCUGGAAGCUUUAUGGCUAGCAUGUGGGGAAGCUGGCAUGAAGGUGUGGCUACCACUUUUUCCCAGAGAUCACCGCAAGCCCCACUCCUUCCUCUCUCGACGCAUCAUGCUUCCAUUUCACAUCAACAUUUACCCCCUUGCAGUACUGUUUGAGGAUGCUCUUGUUUUAGGAGCCAGCAAUGAGACAGUGUUAUAUGAUGGACUACCACGUUCAGGGGCAUCAGGGCGUUCAGAAUCUCUGGAAGCGUAUUUUCCAUUUUGCACAGUGGAGCGCACCUCCCAAAUCUACCUCCAUCACAUCCUAAGACAGCUGCUGGUGCGAAACCUGGGGGAGCAGGCCCUUCUGUUGGCUCAGUCCUGUGCCAGUUUGCCAUACUUUCCCCAUGUUCUAGAGCUAAUGAUUCAUGUAGUACUGGAAGAGGAAGCGACCUCAAGGGAACCAAUUCCAGACCCUUUGCUACCCACAGUGGCUAAGUUCAUUACUGAGUUCCCUCUUUUCCUACAAACUAUUGUGCAUUGUGCACGUAAGACAGAGUAUGCCUUAUGGAACUACCUGUUUGCUGCCGUCGGAAAUCCGAAGGACCUGUUUGAAGAGUGUCUGAUGGCUCAAGAUCUGGAUACUGCAGCUUCUUAUCUCAUCAUCUUACAGAAUAUGGAAGCCCCUGCUGUGAGCAGGCAGCAUGCAACUCUGCUUUUCAACACUGCAUUAGAACAGGGCAAAUGGGAUUUGUGCCGCAAUAUGAUCCGAUUCCUAAAAGCAAUCGGCUCAGGAGAGUCCGAGACACCGCCAUCCACGCCAGUCACUCAGGAACACAACUCAACAGGGGGGUUUGAAUUCUUCAGGCAUCGAAGCAUCAGUUUGUCCCAGUCUGCAGAGAGCCUGGCUGGUGGAAAGUUCAAUCUUCAGAAGACGCUAAGUAUGCCUUCCGGACCCUCGGCUAAAAGGUGGAGUAAGGAUAGUGACUGUCCUGAAAACAUGUACAUUGACAUGAUGCUGUGGCGCCAUGCGAGAAGGUUACUAGAAGAAGUGCGUCUCAAGGACCUCGGCUGUUUCUCUGCCCAGCUUGGCUUUGAGUUAAUUGGCUGGCUUUGCAAAGAGAGAACCCGAGCUGCUCACAUAGACGACUUUGUGUUUGCCUUGAAGAAACUUCAUGAAGACUUUCUUUGGCCUUUUCCGGUUAUCCCUGUCUAUUCUAUCAAUUCCCCUUUAAGGAACGGCAGGUAUAGAACAGCUGUUGAAGAACGUUUGCUGAAGUCGCAGUCUGCUGACAGUCUGGUAAACAGUGAGAUGGACACCGCUGGACCCGCAGCCCCCCGCAGCCACAGCUGGAUGGAUAGCCUUAGCCAGACACACAGAGAUUUAGAUACGGCCUCAUCACACGGAGCCCAGACGCAGGAGGCAUUUCUCUCCCCUCUCAUUAGUAAAGGUGAUGAAUGCAGCAUUGGUUCAGCAACAGACCUGACAGAGACGAGUUCCAUGGUGGAUGGUGACUGGACGAUGGUGGAUGAGAAUUUCUCAACUCUCAGCUUAACUCAGGCAGACUUGGAGCAUAUCUCCAUGGAACUUGUAAACAAAGGUCCCCAUAAAUCUCAAGUUCAGCUGAGAUACUUGCUGCACAUCUUUACGGAAGCAGGCUGCCUGGAGUGGUGCUUUGUCAUUGGCCUUAUUUUACGAGAAGUAUCGGUCAUCAGCCAGGUUGUCGCAUUCCUUCAGUGCCAAGAAGUGCCACCCGAGACUGUGCAGAGCAUCAGAAGUGGCCUCCUUGCCGUUGACACCUGGGCAGUUACUGAUUGUCUUGGAUACAAACCCUUCCUCAACAUGAUCCGACCACAUUUCCAAAACCUAGCUGAAGCGACUCCUGAUCAAGUGCAGCCGGAGGCGUUCCAGCCAGUCAGCGCCACCAAAGGGACGGAGGUCACGUGUCCGCGACAGGAAGACUGCCGGAGUUCUGUAAGCUUAACCAGUAGCGUCACCACUGAAGGGGUUGUCCCUGCCAGCAGGCUGGAAGAGGGAAACUCGGAGGAAGCAGACGAAGAGCGAUCGCUGGAGGAAGGCACUUACGAUUGCACCCUUUCUUAGAGAAAGCUACGGACCUGCAGUGUUUGUUGCUGGCAUCCUGAAAACAGCUGCCAGACAGUGUACCUCAAGACACCCCGAAAACGUUACAACUCUUUAUUUUUGUAUGAAACCAAAUGAAAAAGCAUUCUCGUGAAUAUAUAUAUAAAAAAAAAGACUACUAGAAUAAUAUGUUAAAAUUUGGGAAGCCAUACUAAUUGAAAGAGACCAGUUGUAAAAGUUUGAACAAUUUAAGCUAAGACUUGCCAAGAAGCUUUCAGCGAGUACACAACUGCUAGCAUUAAACGUCAUCUUUGUUAUGACCACCGACUCCUCGGCCAGCUUUCUAGAAGCUGAUCACAAUGCCACUUUGCAACUGAAUGAUAAAAGUAGGUUAGGGUCAACCGUCUGUCCUGAAAGAUGACGAUGUCUCGCGGUCAUCAGUGGGCACCUUAAUGAAAUGUUUUGCGUACUUUUGGUUUGACGCCAGCCUUAUUUUGCUGAAUAUUAGUACUGGGGAGGACAGAUUUUUUUUUUUAAAUCUGCGAUAGUUUUACUGCUCAGAUGUUAACAGAUUUGGCAUGCGGAGCCGGCUGGAGCCCUGGCAGGUUAGGCAUGCCUGCCAUCUGUGCAACUGUGGUUCAUUCAUACUGUGAAAAACAAAAUGUGUGCGUGUGGUGUGUGUGGUAUACCAAAAAUCACUAAACGUAGUCCGGGUUCUGUGAACGCCUUCUCAGUACUUGCGGGCUGCCUUGCAUUUCGGUGGUCUUCACCGUUUUGUUUUUCUUUGCAUUGUUUCUAUCUAGCCACCAGGAAGUGGAUACGUUAGGGUGUUGGCAUUCGCUUUAAUGGCUUUUGUUUUUUUGUUCUUUCGACUUCUGUAUAUUUGCAGAUAACUGAACAUUUUAAAGCCUUCCCUUUGGCUUUCUCCUACCCAUUGGAUGUUCUUUGUGGAAACUGAAUGGCUGCAGUGGGCUGCUUGGGAGACAAAAGGACACAAAAAAAAAAGAAGCCAAGGAAGCACAUUCACUAAUAGUUUGCUUUCCUUUUUAUGCGGUAUUAGGUCUGUGAACUACUUUUUUCAGACCUUAAAAUAUAUAUUUUGUAUAGUAUUUUAAAAGGCUUAUUGUACCUUAUUGUGAAUACUGUUUUGAAGAAGAAAAAAAAAGUUGCUGACAAAAAAGCAAUCGUGUGAAUAUUGUAAAGUACCUCUUUACAUGCAUGAUGCAUGGAUUUUACGAUCACUUCUAUCUGCAGUUGUAUGAGUUUGACGUGACCAGUGACAUCAGGACGGCAGGCGGCCCACUGGCGGGGCACACAGAAAGCCAAAUCAAGAGUUCCGUUUAACUCCCAUCAUGUUCACUCUUAGUAUUGUCGUUACGCUUUUACUUUCGACUCCUAAAGUGAUUCUUCGACAGUCCCCUCCUUCUUCACUGAGUUAUUAUUAUUAUUAUUAUUUUUUUUAACCUGGAUUGACUUCACAUCUGCUUUGUUUGUAUAUGCGGUAGUGUACCGUGAUGAAUUCAUGUAUCAGACGUCUCUGUUAAUAGCUAAUAUUUUAAAGCAUGUCCAUAAGUCGUCCAGUUUCAAGUAUUUUUGCAGUUUUAUCAUUGUAUACCUGUAUUUAAAAGAAGGUACAUAAAGUCUAUUUUGACUCUGCUGUAUUUACAAAGUGUACAGUAGAUUCAGUGACACGUAUUUUAGAGAGCUUUUUUUCCAAGUGUUCGACUAGUUUAUACCUAAAGCAGUAUUAAAAUAAUGCAAGCAUACGUUUGUAAAGGUGCAAUUUAAAUAAGAACACAGAAAAAUACUUAUUUUAUACAAGAAAUGGAAUGGUAUAUUUUUUUAGCACAUUACUGUAUACACUUCUACUCCCCCGCCUCUGCGUGGACCAAAAUAGUCUGAACUACCUUUUCUAAAUUUGCUUUUCAGUAAACGAGUUUUCCGUCUCAGCCCCCCAAUCCGCGAUGCAUCUUUAAGCAAAGGGUUUUUUAUUUUAGAAGGUUAUUUUUUAAAGUCUGCAACAUGUACAGUACACACCAAAUUGUAUAUUUUAUUUAUUCCUUUUGUUUUAAGUUGUCAGUUUGACAAACAAGUUGAUGGAAUGGGCUUUGCAAUAAAAUAUAUAAUUUAUAUAUAUAUAUAUAUAUAUUCUAAGCAGUAAGAUAGCAGACUAAUGAACUACCUGCCUCACUGCUUCUUCUUCAUGUUCUCAGAGCAGAGCAGACACUUGUAACUGUCAUGGAUGGCCGAGGCCUUUGCAGCCCCUCUACUGCCAAGUGUGCUCUGUUGUCUGAAUGUGACGAAUAACUGGAGUCUUUUCAAAUUUGAAUACUUGGCUUACGGUAAUUGAUUAUUUUUUUUUUUUUUUUUGAAAGUAUUUUCUAUAACUUUCAUCCCGAUGUUGUCUUGAAGAAGCAAUUGAUAAUCAGGUUUCUCAUUCUUCCUGAACUAUUUUCAUUUUUUUUCUUUAGUAUUGCCUAACCAAACAACUAACAAUUAAGAAGACAUUAAACGAUGUAGUGAGCUCAUAGCCGUCUGACCUGGACAUCAAUCAUGUGCGACGUUUGACUACAUGGGUGUCACUUGCAAUGUCUGCAGGUUCUCUAGGUUUAAAUAAUGAAUGCAAUGCAGUGUAUAGAUUUUGUCUGUGUAUUAUUAAUUUUCUACUUUGUUGUACUAUUUUCUGUACAUAUACAAUAAAUUAUUUUAAAAAGUGA